Molecule: messenger RNA, 5026 nt
Organism: Diorhabda carinulata
Lineage: Eukaryota; Metazoa; Arthropoda; Insecta; Coleoptera; Chrysomelidae
Exons: 10
Coding region: 271-4980 (1569 amino acids)
Source: RefSeq, a predicted model, not a curated record
GCAGUUUGUUCUGUCCAUUUUUAGCCACGGUAAAGUUUCAAAUAGCUUCGUGUAUUCCCGUUUCUGACGAAUGUAUUCGUCUAUUCAUUUGUCAGUUUUAUAAUUUUAAGUUUAGUUUUAGGAAUUAAACUUUUUACAGUGGCAUAAUUAUUUUUGAGCAGCCUUCACAGUUUGUUGGUACAGGUUAGAGAUUUGGACCAUCGCCGCAGUCACUCAUUAUUGGUCACAUUUAACUGGUUAGACUAAAGAAUCAAAUAAUACAAAAAAAUAAUGGAACCUCCAGCGUGUGUACAAAAUGCAAUGAUGACAAAGGACAAAAAGCCUUUUACUUAUACACCCGGUGGUAUCGACUUAUCCGAAGCACGUUCUCCAAGACUACAACGACGAAUCGAGAGAAAUGCACAUUUACAAGGAGUUGGUGAUCUUCCCCAAAAUCCAGCAUACAAUCCUCAAACUACAGGUCCACUUCCACCAUCCGCAAUGGCAGCUAUUCGUCCUCAACCACAAGUUCAAGUAUUUCCUUCAGGUCCACCCCCUACUACACCUCUUAGAGGAAGUAUCCCUCCUCCACCUCCACCACCAAAAGGAAUUCCUCCACCUCCACCUCCUCCAAAUUGUCCUUUACCAACUCAAAAAGUUCAUACCUCAGAUAACCAAGUUCUGGAAAGACCAGAUAUGACUAAAAUUAUUCCCGAAAAUCCCAUGGCAUUGUUAAGGAGAACCGGAGGGCCUCAACCUAGGAAAAGUUUGGUAGACCAAUUAUUCGAAGAAGUUGAAAAACCUACUGCGGAAUGUAAAUCUCCACCAGUACAACAAUUUAAACCUGCACAACAAAGAAUUCAACCAGUAGCAGCACCAAUCUCGCCUGUACCACAACAAGCAUACAAACCACAUCAACAGUAUAACCCACAGAUGCCGCAAUCCCCUGUAGAACAACAACAGUUUCAAGUACCUACUAAUCAGAAUAUUCCUGUUAGAGAAAAUUAUUCAGAACCUGUUAUUGAGCAGUCUAGGUAUCAGCCAACAGUCAUAGAUCGGCAACGAACAACACCUCAAAGUAAUGGAAAUCAAGAAGUAAAAACUAGCACUGCAAAUUUGGGGUCGUUGUAUAUACCCCCUAUAAAUCAACAACAGAAACGUAUCGUGACACCACCUACACCACCUGAAAGAAAUGUGGAUUCACCAAGUUUGCAGACACCUCCUCUGAGAGAAGCACCUAGACCUUGGCAAACAAAAAAAACUCAAGAAGAGGUACCCUCUUGGGCAAAAAGAGAUAACCAAGUUUGUAACAAUGUUGAGGGAAAAAAGAAGGUUUCUCCUCCCGUUUCUCAACCAGAAGCGCGGUGGCUACAGGCCCAAGAUAACGAGCCUAAUAGUCAACAACAAUACGAGCUGCCCACAUACAAUCAACAAGUAACUCAACCAUCGUACGGUAAACUGGAUUCAAACCAACAACAGCAACCCAUAGGUAUACGUAUAAAUAUCCGUACUAAACCACAAGCUCCGUAUGAAGAUCAAUCAGCAUCUAACAACAAUCCCAACGUUGUGUACGUCACUCAACCAUUAGUGUUGCAGCAUCCAGGACCGAAUCCACAAAAACAGCCCAAUAACCUAGGACCGAAAAAUCAAGGAGGUGUAAGAGUAAUGGCCGCAGAUGGAAGGGUUCUUAAUCGCCAACAGAGCUGGGGAAAUAAUCCCUCUCAAUCAAAUUCGUUCAAAGCUCUCCAAAAAUUCACCAAUACCGAUGAAGACGAUGAUUUUGUUAACGCUCCAGUCACACAACAUUCUCCAAAAUACACACAGAAUUGUCAACCACCCGUUGAGCAAACUAGAAGAAUGAAAAUUAAUGAGGGCGAUCAACAUAUUACGAAUACUUUUAAGCAAGUUGCUGGUAGUCCCCAAAUGCCGCAGGCAAAAGGAACUCAAGUUAGAAAUAUUCCAAUUCAAAUAGAAGGUGAUGGACCCCCAAGACCAUACGUACAUCCUAGUGAACAAGUCGUACCGGAACCCAAAAAAUAUACCGGAAGCUCAAUUCCCAGUAGAUCAUUUAGAAUUUUACAAGCCAUGACUGCUCCAAAUGAUUAUGCCAAUGUAGAAGAGCAAAACGAAGAUAUGCCUCACGAUGAAUGGGUAUACCCACCGUAUUACCCUCCUUAUCCUUAUGCUCCUUUUUGGUACGAUUUCUACCGUUACUACUACCCUGACUCUAACCCUGAAGACACUAAAGCUAAUAAAAAAUCCACUAGAAAUGGUGCUUCUAGAAGCAAUUCUCCAGCAACAUCUGGUUUACAUACCCCAAUACCGUUUUGGGGUUACGCUCCCCCAUAUUAUCCACCUUCUACAUCAAGCGAUAAUGGAAACGAUACACCCAAUUCCAAACCACCUGUAUGGUACGGUUAUGAUCAAUACUACUCUUUGGAGCAAGAAAGUGAUACUAUAGAUGAAAAUACCACACCAGAAUAUUUUCCUUAUUAUGAUCCGUAUUAUUACCAUUACUAUUAUGGUUAUCCACCGAUAUUUCCGCUGUUUCCAGCAGGAUAUUCUAACAGUGAAACAAAUAGUACCAUAAAUUCAUUAGAUGAAAAAAAAUCCGAUUCUGAAGCAUUACCUGAACAUCAAGUAAAAACGCAGCAAAAUUCAGAAAAAAGUAUUCUCACUCCUACUAUAUGUAUUAAUGAAACUAUUACAUUCAAAAAAGGUACCGAAAAUGUAAAUGAGAGCUUGACAGAUUGCGAAACAGAUACGGAAACGGAUAAUGAGUAUGAUAAUCGCUUAAAAUCGAACCCAUUACAAGCUAUGAAAUCUAUAACAAAUAUGAAUAUUUUAAACACAGAUAGUAGUGACGAAGAAACAUCAAAGGAAGAUGUACAAGCUGAAGAAUGGUCUGAAGACUCAAACGAAGAUAAUACUAGUUCAAUGUGUUACGAAGAAGACGCAUACCCACAUCAAUUGAGUGUCAUUAUGGAAGAAAGUGAGAGGACUGAAUCUAGAUUACGGACAGUAAGCAGUUUAAGUGAUAGUACGACACUUGCCGGAAAAAGUGAUGUAGAAGAUGUUAUAGAAGAAGAUGACGAUGCUACAGAACCAAAAUCUAACGAUCAAAGUAACAACAUUGAGAAUUUGGAAAAAUCUAUCCCAGAUAUUGAAGCAAGUGAAGAAAAAGAUGCUGAUGAAAUAAAUGACGACAAUUGUAGUGAUGAAAGUGAAGAUUGGUGGGGUAUAAUUGGAAAAGAUGAUGAUGAUUUACCCAAACCCAGAAAAACGUUUACGUAUAAUUAUAAUGAUGACAAUUUUGAUAACGAUAACACGAUAAGUGAUCCAAAUACGAUUAUAGAAGCUGAUUCAACUUCCGAGAAAGAACCAGAACCUAUCAAUACAGCCGUUGAAGAAUGCGAAACAAUAAUUUCUAAAGCAAAUGAGGAAUUAUCUGAUGAUACUGAUAUUCAAGUUUCAAAUUGUGAAGAAUCUAAUAACAUGGUAGGCACGGAAAGCGUAGUGUUUAGACGUACAAAGCCAGAAUCUUCUGAUACGGAUGUUAAACCGAGACCUAGAAGUAUUUAUGAUUCCUUGGAAAAUAUAAAAACAGAAUCUACCGGAAAUUUAGUGAAAGUUGAUAAUUUUGUUGGUCUUCUAGAACAAAUGCAAAAGGAAAGUGGAUUUUGGAAUUUAACUGAUAAAGAUGAUUCCCAAACAGUCAUUAAAUUUAGAAGAACUAAAUCGGUAGAAGAAAAAUCUAACGAGUAUGUAGGAAAACGGUUUACGUGGACUUCGUUCGACAACUUUAAUAAAGAAACAUAUUCUGAGGACAACGAAAUUGACAAUACAACUAAAAGGUUAUCUUGUGGUGCACUUGAUAAUCCUACAGAGAUGGUUAAUAGCUCUACUAAUUAUAUUAUGUAUAAUCGAAGUGUGAGCUCAACGCCAAGCUUUGACCAAAAUAGUCGGGGUUACACAAAGCCGUUUAUCGAGCAUUUACAAACCACGGAAUCUACUGACACAACAAAUUCUUUGGAAAAAGAUGAAAAAGAAGAUUGCAAUCUCCUGCAACUCAAAAUACCCACAAUCAAAGAUCGCAUACAAGCAUUAAGAGACAGUAUUAACGCCAAACGUAAACAAUUGGAAGAAGCAAAAUCGCCUAGUAAAGAAAUGUUUACGUCCAAUAAAAGCAAAACAACAUCGUCGAAAAGUAGUGUGAAAUCGUCUGAAGAAUACAGCGAAGAUGAAGAAGAAGGAGAUGAUGAAGAAGAAGAAGAAGAGGAAGUUGAUUCAGGAGUAACAUCGGAUAUGAGCAGGCAUAUUUCCGAUACAGAAGAAUUUCUUGAAUUACGAAAGCUAACUAAAUACCAAAGAGCUGCGACGCAUUCAAGAUUAUUUAAAUUACUACAAGAAGAAUGUAAUAGUGAAGAAGCUGAUGAAUCAUCGCAAAAGCAAAAUUUAAGCUUACAUUUGAAUGAAACUACUACUCACAAUGAAAUUAAUGAAAAAUUAGUCAAUGAAUUGAUUGAUAGUUUAUUGAGACUUAAAAAGGGACAAGCUUUCAAGAAUUUACCAAAAGAAAAACUGUACGCAGCAGCCGUAAAAAUUUUACAAGAAGAUAUGGAUAUUACAGAGACAGCUAUGGAAGAAUCGAACAGUUUAUUGUCACCAGUUAAGUCUAGCACGGGAUAUUCCACAGCAGUACACACGCCUCAAGAAUUUCGUAACAGUUUCGAAGAUUAUAAACAAUAUUACGAAUCAUGGGAUAGAGAUGAAGAGAACUACGAGAUAUUUCCAUCAAAAACCUUUAAAGCUCUACAAGAAAUAUCUAGCCUUAAUAAACAAGGAGGUGGCUUGGGAUCUUUUGCUAAAUGUCCGAAGGUAUUAUCGUCGAAAAAUAUUCAUAAAAAAUUAAUAAGGCUUCUAGAAUCAUCCGAAAAUUCCUCUUAUCCUAAUCCUGAUGACCCUCCGCUAGAUACGAACGAAGUGACGAGUGCCUCUUGAUAUUCGACAGAGUUAUUAAGCGAAAAAUUGAUAAAUUGUUGGACCC